Molecule: messenger RNA, 1863 nt
Organism: Sitodiplosis mosellana (orange wheat blossom midge)
Lineage: Eukaryota; Metazoa; Arthropoda; Insecta; Diptera; Cecidomyiidae
Gene: GPHR
Product: Golgi pH regulator
Exons: 6
Coding region: 341-1708 (455 amino acids)
Biological process (GO): intracellular pH reduction
Cellular component (GO): Golgi cisterna membrane
Molecular function (GO): voltage-gated monoatomic anion channel activity
Source: RefSeq, a predicted model, not a curated record
UUUCGAUACGUGUCUGUCAUUUUCAGAACGAAUUGUCAAAGUUUCGUGAAUAAUAACAAAUUAAACAAUGAAAACUAUUUAAAUAAUUUCAAAUGCACACAAUAUACAUUUGAAUAUAUUGCAAAUCGAACGUAGAGAGUGUAACAAAAAUUUGGUUGUGACAAUUUAGCGUACAGCCACUGACAAACUUCUAUGUUAAAAUAAAAAAAUUGUGUUGUCCUGCUGAAAAAACAGCGGUACAAAAAAGAUUCGCGUACAUUUCAGCUCGCACCACUCAAUUUCUGGGACAUGUUUGAUAAAUAGCCAAAAACCGCCAAGUCUUCAUCUAAAUCUAAACACAAUGGGCUUUUUAGAGGAUUCAAUUAUAAUUUUAGUAUCUCAGAUUUGUUUCUUCACCGGUGGCUGGAUUUUUUUUGUGAAACAAUUAUUUCGAGACUAUGAAGUCCGACAUGUAUCGGUUCAGUUGAUAUUUUCAUCAACAUUUGCAUUGUCUCUGACAAUGUUUGAAUUGAUAAUUUUUGAAAUUAUCGGCUUAUUAGAAUCAAGCUCUAGAUAUUUCCAUUGGCGUUUAGAAUUAACGUUAUUACUGUUUAUGGUAAUUGCUUUGAUUCCUUUUUAUAUAGCUUACUCCAGCAUUAGUAACAUAUGUUUCGUACCACCAAAAUGGAUUGUUCCAUUAACAUUGAGCGUCUGGAUUUUGUUCUUGUAUGGAUUUUGGCGGAUUGGUGAUCCAUUUCCGUUGCUAAGCGUAUCACAUGGGGUUUUCACAAUUGAACAGGCAGUGUCACGAAUUGGAGUUAUUGGCGUAACAGUCAUGGCAAUUUUGUCUGGUUUUGGUGCUGUAAAUUAUCCGUACACGAGCAUGACAUAUUUCAUACGGCCGGUUUCACAAGCGGACGUAUUAACUCUUGAAAGACGGCUAUUGCUAACAAUGGAUAUGAUUUUAGCAAAAAAAAAGCGAAUCGCAAUCGAUCGAAAGCAAAAUAAAACUCAUCCAACCAGACAAGGUAUCUGGGGAAUGCUCAGUAGCGUUACUCAGCUAUCUUCAGGGACAGAAAAUAUAGGACAGCUUCGUUUGGAAAUUAGUGCCUUAGAGGAACUAUCUCGACAGUUAUUUCUUGAAGUUCAUGCAUUGAGAAAUAUGCAGGAACGGCAACGAUGGGCGCGCACAUUGCAAGGCAAAUAUUUUAACGUACUUGGACACUUUUUCAGUCUGUAUUGUCUUUGGAAGAUUUUCAUUUGUACGAUAAAUAUAAUAUUCGAUCGAGUGGGCAAAAAAGAUCCCGUAACGCGUGGUAUAGAAAUUGCUGUACAUUGGUGCGGCUUGGAAAUGGAUAUCGCAUUUUGGAGUCAACAUGUAUCAUUUUUUCUGGUGGGUUGCAUAGUUGUUACAUCAAUACGAGGUCUUCUUCUCACUCUAACCAAGUUCUUCUAUAAAAUAUCAUCAAGCAAAUCAUCGAAUAUAAUUGUAUUGGUAUUGGCCCAAAUAAUGGGCAUGUACUGUGCAGCUUCAGUUCUUCUGAUGAGAAUGAACAUGCCACCCGAAUAUCGUGUCAUUAUCACUGAAGUACUUGGAGGCCUUCAUUUUAACUUCUAUCAUCGCUGGUUUGAUGUGAUAUUUCUCGUUAGCGCCUUGUCAACCAUUGGAAUAUUAUAUUUGUUGCACAAACCACAGAAUAAUGAUAAUGAAACUAUCUUGAGUAAAUAAUGAACUGGCAAAAUGUACGAUGACAGGAUACGAAGUUUUCAUCAAAAUUAUUAAUUUAAAUCGAAAUCACCGAAACCUUUAAAUAUGAAGCGAAUACUGUAAUAAAUCAUAAGGAUAAUUAAUGGAUAAAUAAUAUAUUACACAUAUUAUGAUAA